AUGUCAGUACCCAUAUCAUCCAAAGAAUGGCUAAACAUCGACGAACUCAUCGACGUAAUGUGGAAAACACUCGAUCUUGUCCGCGUAUACACAAAACCCCGUGGUCUACCGCCGGAUUACUCUGCCCCAGUCGUACUCAGGCGCGGGAAAUGCUCGGUUGAAGACUUUUGUAAUUCGAUACACAAGGAGAUUACAAAGCAGAUGAAAUACGCUGUCGUCUGGGGUUCGAGUGCAAAACACUCGAGAGGACAGAAAGUGGGAUUAGACCAUGUCUUGGAAGAUGAAGAUGUGGUACACAUCUCAAAGAAGUAG
This is a messenger RNA of Marasmius oreades (fairy-ring Marasmius), 312 nucleotides long. RefSeq lists its product as uncharacterized. Gene Ontology annotation, molecular function: GTPase activity; GTP binding. The coding region runs from base 1 to 312 and encodes 103 amino acids. Gene Ontology annotation, biological process: cytoplasmic translation. The transcript has 3 exons. The record is from RefSeq and is a predicted model, not a curated record. NCBI's taxonomy places the organism in Eukaryota, Fungi, Basidiomycota, Agaricomycetes, Agaricales, Marasmiaceae. Gene Ontology annotation, cellular component: cytoplasm.